This is a messenger RNA of Pundamilia nyererei, 1201 nucleotides long. RefSeq names its product RING finger protein 208. The transcript has 6 exons. Gene Ontology annotation, molecular function: ubiquitin protein ligase activity. Bases 362 to 856 code for a protein of 164 amino acids. The record is from RefSeq and is a predicted model, not a curated record. Lineage: Eukaryota; Metazoa; Chordata; Actinopteri; Cichliformes; Cichlidae. Gene Ontology annotation, biological process: protein ubiquitination.
ACACGUUACUAGCAACCCAUAAUACACAGCGAGCUAAACCAUGGCUGACCUCACUGCUACACGGAGCUGGACUACACUGCACAACCGAACAGCGCGCUUCCUGAGACACUCCUAACAGGAGGCAGACGAGCCGGCUUUCUGACACCAUUUACUGCAGAGAGGCUGAGCUGUGCAGCCAAAGACGGACAAUAAAUUACACGCAAAGGCCAGCUGGAGUCACUUUGGUGAGCUUGGGACCUGCAGGAGCCAUCAUCUUCACCAUUGUUUCCAAACACCGGACUUGCAGAAAGCCUUUUCACACCCAUUAAAAAUUUAGAUUUUGUAGAAAAAUCAUUCAUUCCACAAGUUGUCGGGGUUGACCAUGGUUCUCUGUGAGGAUGGCGAAUGUAGCGUCUGCCUGUUGCCCUACUCCCGGGUGGAAAGGAUCCCCCGGGUGCUCCACUGCAGGCACACCUUCUGCGAUUCGUGUCUGGAGAGGAUGUCAACGGAGAGGAACGGUCUGCUCACCGUGGGCUGCCCUUUGUGUCGCCGGGUGACCUGCAUAGGCCGAGGUCGAGGUCUUCGAGAAGCUCUGUGGGUCAACAGCAAGCUGUGGGACCAGAUACCAGAGGAUGUGGACGUAAGAGAAGAAGAGGAAGAGGAGGACGGAGAGAAGCAAACAGCUGCACAGGAGAGGAUAGAAGAUAAACAGUUACAAGGAGAAUGCAUUUCCUCGAGAUCCGCCAGAGCGAAGCUCAAACUGCCCACGUUCUUCAGGAGGUUCAGUCUGACGAAGCAACACCAGGAGAGAAUCGUGUCUGGCAGCAAUGUGGAAAUGAAAUCCUGGCGCAGACUUUCAACAGAAGAGACUUUUUAAAAAUACGAAAACUGACAAGUGGCCGCUCUCAGAAAGAGAAGACACAACUUUGAAGGGAAGCUGUGGUCGCUGGGGGAGGAGGAUUCAUUUGUGAUCCUGUCAGGACACGGUUUUGUCCUCAGCCAAAGGUGCUCCGUCUCCCCAUUAUUUAUUCUAGGAUUAAUUCUCCCAGCCGUUGCUGUGGGAUUUAGUUCAGCUGUCCCAGAGCGGCUAACACCCGUAGACCUAGACCCCCUCAGAACAGAUGGUCCCCUCUCCAUUUCAGCUCCUGAAUAGCCAUCAUAACUUAUUGUUUUCUGUAUUUAUGAUAGCUAGGACAUGAAGUAUUUAAUAAAACUAUUUUUG